CACAAUAAUAAAAAUAAUAAUAUUAAAUACCAAUUUAAAUAUUAUUAUUUCUUUAAAUUAGAUUCAGUAUUAUUAUUAAAUUAUUAAUAUUGAUUUAGCAGUAAUUCUUAUUACUAUUUAUUUUUUUAAAUAAAAACAAAUAAUUUAUUUAUUUAUUUUUUUUUAAAAGAAUUUUUUUAUUUUUUUAAUUUCUUUUAAUUUAUUAAAAUCAAAUAUAAUUAGUAUACUUUUUUUUAUAAAAAAACCAAUUUUUUAAUAAUAAAUAAUAAUAUAAUGGAUGUAUAUCUAAAUUAUGGUUGUUUAACCCCACCAAAAACAAUUGGUUGUAAAAGAAAAUCAAUUUCAUCAACUCUAAAAGAUCUAGAAUCAUCAAAAAGUAAUAAUAACGACAACAUUAAAACAACUGACAUCAUUAUCAGUAACAACAAAAGCAGUAAUACUCCUAAUGAUGACGACGAUACUUAUAUUGAUAAUAAAGGAAAAAAGCAAAUAAAUCAAAAUAAAAAAAUUAAACUAAAUCAAACUGAUAAAAUAAUCACCACCACCAAUAACAACAACACUAACAACAUAGGCACCAUACAAAACACCAUACAAAACACCACACAAAACACCACCACUAUAUCUACAAAAAAAGACAUAAUUAAUAUAGAUAAAGAUCUUCCUUCAGAUAAUAUCAUAAAUAAAAAUAAUAAUAAUAAUAAUAAUAAUAAUAAUAAUAAUAAUAAUAAUAAUAAUAAUAAUAAUAAUAAUAAUAAUAAUAACAAUAAUAAUAAUAACAAUAAUAAUAAUAACAAUAAUAAUUUUGAUAUGGACAAUAUUAAUAUUAAUAAAAAUAGUAUAACAACAACAUCAUUUCAAUAUUUUAAACAAGCUCAAGAAAAAUAUGUUAAAGAAUGGGAUUGGAAAGCUGCAUCAAAAAAAGCAUUCUCUACGGAUCAAACAUUAAAAAUUUUAGAACCAAAACAACAAAAAGUAAAGAAAACUAAAUCUUCAUCAUCCUCAGCAUCCUCAUUAAAUAAUACUCAUCUAGAACAAACUGUUAUUGAUGCUGGUCAAAAAAAUGUUGGACAAAUGGUAUGUCAAAAAUGUAAAAUGUUAUAUUCAUAUGGUUCAAAAGAAGACGAAAUUGCUCAUCAAUCAUUUUGUAAUGGUAAUAUACAACAACAAAAAGUUAUAAUUAAAAAUUGGAAAUCUUUGAAAAUUGUAAAUUUGCUCCAUAAUGGCCAAGGAAUUAUUGCUGUAAAUAGAGAUGAUACCUCAAUUAUAUCAAAAAUUAAACAAAUUAAACAAAUUAUAAACACAGAGUUGGGUUAUACCGAAAAGUUAAAGAAGAGUGAAAGUAAUGACGACGAUGAUGACGAGAAAUUGUUUUUAUAUCUAGAUGCAAAUGGAAGGGUUUUGGGUUGUUUAGUUGCUGAAAGAGUUGAAAAAGGUUAUAAAAUUCAAGUUUCAUCACCAACCAUCGAAUGUAUUAAAACACCAUCAAAAAUUCUUUGUGGUAUUGAUCGUAUUUGGGUAUUGCCAUCUCAUAGAAAACGUGGCAUCGCUUUAAAGCUCAUAGAAUCACUCCGUUCAAACAUGUAUUAUGGUUAUCAUUUAAAAAAGAAUGAAAUUGCAGUCACACAACCUUCAACCUCAGGUUUAUCUUUUUUUACAAAAUAUUUUGAAACUGAUCAGUUUUUAUUAUAUAAAAUAAAUCAAUAAAUAAAAUCAAUAUUUAAAAUUUU
Dictyostelium purpureum is the source of this 1727-nucleotide messenger RNA. RefSeq lists its product as uncharacterized. Gene Ontology annotation, molecular function: protein-lysine-acetyltransferase activity. The transcript has a single exon. The coding region runs from base 808 to 1704 and encodes 298 amino acids. The record is from RefSeq and is a predicted model, not a curated record. Gene Ontology annotation, cellular component: chromatin; nucleus. Lineage: Eukaryota; Evosea; Eumycetozoa; Dictyosteliales; Dictyosteliaceae. Gene Ontology annotation, biological process: mitotic sister chromatid cohesion.